UGCGUAGACAAUAACCCACUCGUCCAAAUUAGCCACCUGCUGCUGAGAUUCGCCAUCAUCUCGCUUGCUCCGCUGGCUUAUUCUUCUUUUUUAUUUUAUUUCUUUUAUUGUAGUCGUCUGUGCUCGGCAAUGCACUGAGAGCAAACAACCUCCUGCAGCCCACCGUUCAUCACAACUAGCCUCAACCCGUUAUCAACUUCUGCUGCCACCACGGAUUGACUUUGUCUCCCCAAUACCGCCUGUUCAGUCCAUUCAAUUCACCAUGACCAUGGACGCUCCCCCAAAGCCAACCUCACAGAACCUCUUUGAGGUGUACCUCCGCCUUCGCCCACCUCCUCCCGGCGCUCCGCAAACAGACCGAAUUCUCAAUGUCGAAAAGCCUGAGCCUGUCGAGGGCGACGACGAGAAUGCUGCCAACCUGCCCGCCUCUCACAUCACCCUCAACCCUCCUCCUGACCGACGACGUGCCAUCGAAAAGUUUGCCUUCACACGCGUGUUGGAGGAGGACGCCACGCAGACAGAUGUCUUUGCUAGCACAGAGAUUGCCAGCAUGGUGCAGGGUGUACUGGCACCCAAGGGUGGCGAUGGUACAGAUGCCGUUGUAGCCACACUUGGUGUUACAGGCUCUGGAAAGACACACACUAUCCUCGGUUCCAAGACGCAAAGAGGUCUUACCCAGCUCGCCAUGGAUGUUCUUUUCCGUUCCAUUGGCACAAAUAUGCUCGAUUCCAACGCUCUUCUCUCGACCAUGGACUCCCUUCAGGCCUGCGACCCCUCUGAAGGCGCCCUAGCUGCCGCCUCCCAAUACAUAGACUCCGUCUUUGCUCCCGAAAACCAUCUGCUCGCCUCGAUGCGCUCGCGUGCCGCGACGCCAAUGAAUGUAGGGACAUCCCUUUUACCGCCUACUCCCGGCUUCCAUUCUGUAAAUCUCCGUGGACGGCAAACAAAUGGCCAGAACAAGUGUAUGCCUGGCGCAUUUCCAGACUCCAACAGGUCUAGCUCGUCUGACAAACAGCCACCAAUGCUGCAGGGCCAGUAGCAACGGCUCUCGUCGUUUCGGCCCUUUGGCAGCCUAUCGCCAUUGGUGUUGCCCAAGCGGGCAGCAUCACCGCAAAAGUUUAUGAACAUAACUGCGUCUCAUCGCAACCGAGUCCUUACUAAAACAUCACAGGCCGAUUUUGGCAAUAGCGUCAUGUCCCCCGGCCCGAAUGGCCCUCGACGAAACCUCCCCAUGCCCAUGGCGCUCCCGCAGACCCCCGAUAUCUCCGAUGUUACUGUGGAAUGCGACCCAUCUGGCGAAUAUGUCAUCAUCGUGUCCAUGUACGAGGUGCACAACGACAGAAUCUACGAUCUCCUCACACCCGCCCUCAAGAACGCGGCAACGAAGGAAUACCGUCGCCGACCUUUGCUCUUCAAGUCUACAGAGCUCUCUCCCGACCGCAAGGUCGUUGCUGGCCUUCGCAAGGUUGUCUGCACAACGUACAAGGAAGCGUUGCUCGUAAUCGAAGCUGGUCUUCACGAGCGCCGUGUGACUGGUACGGGCAGCAACAGCGUGUCGAGUCGCAGUCACGGCUUCUUUGUCUUUGAAGUCAAGAAGAGAACACAUGCCACUCGACGUGGUAGCCCUUGGGGUGGUAGCCGCCUGACCAUUGUCGAUUUGGCGGGCAGCGAACGCGCCAACCAGUCCAAGACACAGGGUGCCACCUUGGUCGAAGCCGGCAAGAUCAACGAGAGUCUCAUGUACCUCGGUCAAUGUCUUCAGACACAGAGUGAAGUUGGCAUUUCGUCGAAGCCAAAUGUCGUUCCUUACAGACAAUGCAAGCUCACUGAGCUACUCUUUUCCAACUCCUUCCCUACCUCGAACGCUUCGGCUUACCCUCAUGCACCGCGCCGAAACCCUCAAAAGGGUGUCAUGAUUGUCACAGCCGAUCCUGUUGGUGAUUUCAACGCCACGUCCCAGAUUCUGAGAUACAGCGCGCUGGCUCGUGAGGUUACCGUUCCCCGUAUUCCAUCCAUCACAACCACCAUUCUCGCCAACCCUCCUCCCAUGGGCAACCCACGACCUCCCAGCCCUGUACAAACCCAGACCCGUCCAUUUGUCCCUCCCGGCAGUGGUGCUGGCUACAGAAAUCAUACUCCUUUGAACGAGGACCGGGCUACAAUGGAAAUUGCCGCACUUGAAAUCGCUCGCCUUAGCGAUGAGAUCGAUUUAUUGCGUGGCGAGCUUGACGAGGAAGCCAAUGCUCGCAUGACGGCUGAGGCCCACCUGUUGAGCAUGGAAGACCGCCUUUUGGACCUCGAGGCAGCGAUCCGUGAAGAGUGCGCCAUGGAGUAUGAGCAGCGCCUCACCAUGGAAAUCGCCCGCUUCAAGGCAUCUCUUGCCCAAGAACAUGAGCGUGGUGAGGAGCAUUGGGACCGCAAGGUUGAUCUUCUCGAGCGCGGCUUAGAAGCUGGCGCCGUCGCUGAUGAGGGCGAGGGAGACAAGGAAAACGUCUUGAUUGAGGAUCUUUCUCAAGAAGUGGAACGUCUUCGCCGGGAGAAUGGUGUCCUUAAGCGCGAGUUGGCCGGUCGCAGCCCAACCAAGAGAAAGCCGCUUGAGGAGAGAGAGGACUUUGCUCCUACGACGGGCGAAGGUGCUGUGAGCAACCUCGGCCGCAAGUUAGAAAGAAUGAAGGUUGGCGCGUCACGAACUGAGAGAAGUGCGAGCCCCAAAAAGGUCCGUCGUGUGGCCAAGGAGUAGAACUAGAGAGAGAGAGAGAGAGAGAGAGAGAGACGUUAGGUUGUUGUCACCGUAUAUUUUGUACCUGCUGCAAAGGAGGGAGAGGCGCACGGCGUUGGAUGUAAUUAGCAUGUUGGAUCUUUUGUCGUGUUGUUUUUGGUCUACGUCUGAAUACCCUUUUAUACUGCAAUAAUACUUUAAAAUUGUUCGAGAUGUCGAUGUCUUUUUACUGCUUUUAGUGUGAAGAGGAGUCAUGGUUGGGAUGCGUUUUGAUUUCUGAUUUUUUGUAUUUUUCGGUCGAUUGACAGUUGUUGUAGACUAUUCUCUCUGCAAGACCACCAUUACACCCAUCAAUCCCAGCAUUACCGUCUUGAGCCACGGGUGCUCGGACAGCAUGAUGGUCACGUAUCCUACAAACGGGACGUAACCGACAACACUGCCAAUAAUAUCUUUGCGUGCGAGAUAAUCCUGUCCUCUGGCGUAGAGCUCGGUAUCAUCCGCUACGUUGUUGUCGCCCUUUGUCAAUAGCUUUGCGUCGUCACUAUACACAGUCACUGUUAGCCAUCCAUGGACAUUUAUCAAGGGGGAAAAGGUAAGCUUACCCAGAACCAAACUUGCGCACCACGCGAUGCACAAUAGGGAUAUCUUUGUCCUUGACGUUGUAUACAACCACCUCACCGACCUCAGUCUCGGCAAAUAGGUUUCUGUUCCACAGAACGAGCAAGUCACCGCGCUGGAAGGCGGGCUCCAUAGAGCCAGACAGGACCACGACAAUGGGCGACGGCGAGUCAGCCAGAACUCCGAGACCCUUCCACAUCUGCCGCGCGUUAGUCAAUGUAUUCAAUGUAUAGGUUCGAAAUAUCAAAUCGGUCGUACCAUGAAUGCCGUUGAGAGGAUCAAGGCAAAGUUGAGGAUCUGGGCGGCAGCUUGCCGCGGGUUACCGAGGGCGGCGACCAUGGUUGACGUGUGUGUGUCUGUGGUGAAGCGUGAUGCUCGGCGGCCCAAUGGCUUGCAAAUUGGAAUUGCAAGUGUCCUGCAAUGAAUACGAGUCGCGAUGUCGAGGCGGGCUUGUCGCGUCGUUCGAGAUAGGCGGCUGGCGGCUUGGGCUGCUUAGGCUUGCGGGU
Molecule: messenger RNA, 3843 nt
Organism: [Torrubiella] hemipterigena
Lineage: Eukaryota; Fungi; Ascomycota; Sordariomycetes; Hypocreales; Clavicipitaceae
Source: the annotation of a GenBank genome assembly